AUGAACGAUCUUAUGAUAAAAUCGUUCACAAGUUAUGUGGAAUUGAAGAAGCAAGCUCAUUUGGAUCUUGAUACAGAGAGGGAUUUGGAGAUGGGUCAACUCAGCCGCACUGAUGAAGUCAAUCUUUCCAACUACUUCCAUAAAAUCAAAGCAGUGAAGGCCGAUGAUAUUGAAACGAUUACUAAUCUCUUGAUUGAUCUUCAAAAUAUGAAUGAAGAGACAAAAAUUACUCAUGGUCCCAAAGUUCUUCGUGGCCUUAAAGAUCGAAUGGAUUUUGACAUGAUAUCUGCCUUUCGCAAAGUCAAGAUUGUCAAGGCAAAACUUGAAGCUCUUGACAAAUUCAAUCUGGCUAAUUGUAAAUUAUCAGUGGCAUAUGCUGAAGGCACUGUAGUUGAUCGGACGAGAGUGAACAUGACUAAUAGAAUUGAGGUUGGACGAGGCACGAGGCUGUAA
Capsicum annuum is the source of this 453-nucleotide messenger RNA. RefSeq names its product syntaxin-112-like. Lineage: Eukaryota; Viridiplantae; Streptophyta; Magnoliopsida; Solanales; Solanaceae. The transcript has a single exon. The record is from RefSeq and is a predicted model, not a curated record. Bases 1 to 453 code for a protein of 150 amino acids. Gene Ontology annotation, cellular component: membrane.